This is a messenger RNA of Wallemia mellicola CBS 633.66, 354 nucleotides long. RefSeq lists its product as hypothetical. The coding region runs from base 1 to 354 and encodes 117 amino acids. The transcript is spliced from 2 exons. The record is from RefSeq and is a predicted model, not a curated record. Lineage: Eukaryota; Fungi; Basidiomycota; Wallemiomycetes; Wallemiales; Wallemiaceae.
AUGCAAGUUACCGGAAGCAUUGAGAAUGUUGCAUCAUUUUUACCUCAUUUGGCUACAAUGUCCACAGACCCAUCAAAGACUAACGCACAAUACAACUCAACUGUCGGCUCAGGCAAAGAAUUCAUUGGUAACACAAUCGGCUCCCAAGACCUCAGCAAGUCAGGCAAAGAACAACACGCCCAAGGUGAAGCUGAAAGAAAGGAAGCUGAAGCCAAACAAUAUGGUGAAGGUUUAGUCGAUUCAGCAACCGGUAAGGCAAAGAACAUCGGUGGUGCUAUCACCGGUGACAAAGAUCAACAAGCCAGAGGUGCUGCCAGAGAACAGAAGGGUGAAACCAAGCGUGACUUCGCUUAA